This is a messenger RNA of Hyalella azteca, 1379 nucleotides long. RefSeq names its product protein lin-52 homolog (gene lin-52). The coding region runs from base 112 to 480 and encodes 122 amino acids. Gene Ontology annotation, biological process: regulation of DNA-templated transcription. Gene Ontology annotation, cellular component: DRM complex. Lineage: Eukaryota; Metazoa; Arthropoda; Malacostraca; Amphipoda; Hyalellidae. The transcript has 4 exons. The record is from RefSeq and is a predicted model, not a curated record.
UCAAACAUAAAAUAUGUUAUAUAUGGUACCUUAACCCUUAAUAAAAAUAUAUUUUAUUAUUUAUUGACUUUUAAAAUUAUAUAUACCAUAUAACUUCAAAUAAGCAGAGCAAUGGCCUCUAAUGGAGAGGAAGAGACUGGAAUGUCAAAUGAGCUGGACCAGGAGUCUCUCAUGAGCCUUGAGAGAAUGGAUCGUUCAUCCCCUGACCUGUGGCCUGCUACAAUGCCUGGUAUCUAUGACGUGGCCAGUCUCGUGUCGUCGCCCCACACUCGUCCCUCUACACCCGGUCUCACUCUCACCGCUCAGGACCAAGCUCUGCUCUACCAGUUCAGCUCCCUGAGCCCUGCCGAGCUGAUCGAAGAGGUGCGUAAGCUGCAGAACGUCGCCUACCAACUAGGCGUGGAGGAGGCCAAGCAGAUGACGCGCGGUAAAUACUUACAUGUGCUCGCCGCCCCCAAACCCGGCGCCGACGACGGCUGACAUGCCGGCGCUGACGACGGCUGACAUGCCGGCGCUGACGACGGCUGACAUGCCGGCGCUGACGACGGCUGACAUGCCGGCGCUAACGACGGCUGGCGUGCCACGCUGACGACGGCUGACAUGCCGGCGCUGACGACGGCUAAUGGUCCAAUGGAGAGGGUGCCUAUGCCUGCCACGUGUUGGUAGCGGGACAGCUGAAUCAUAGUACAGGAUGUCGUGCAUAUGGAGAUCUCAUAAUUCCCCGUGAUAGUUUUCAUCAUUUUUGAGGAAGUUCUUCUCUCCCACCGUCGUCAAGGAAGGCUCCCACAGGACACUAGGUAUUUUAUUACUCAUACUAUUGUGCGUAUUAGUAUCUUACGCUCAGGAUUCUUCACUCAACCACAUGAAAGGCUUUUAACUAGCCAGUUAAAUGUUAUUGUUACUUACUUAUCAGUCAUUUUAAAUUAAAAGCAUGGUUUACGUCGUUAGUCUCUCGAGCGUUUUUAUCCCUACCCAUGUUUACUACUGAAUUAUAUCGAUGUUCUCCCGUUUGUCGAGAUCUUGUUAUUAGUGCUUGCGUAUUAGCAAAUCAUUAGCAUCGAGUAUUCGAGAACCCAAAUUCAACUCAAACUCUUCUGAAUAUUAUGAACAUUUUUUUUUACUCCUUCACGCGAGAUAAUAGUCAUUGAUCCUAUCAAAAUUUGCGGUUAUAUUGUAAUUGAGUUGCUUAAAUUGCAUUGAUAUGUAAUCGCAAUAGCAAGGUUAGUGACUAGGAACCUCUGAUGAUAAUUCUGUACCAUUGCUGAGAGACCCUCGUUAAAGUAGGACCUCUUUUCAUGAAGAAAAUUACAAAAUACAAGUUUUGUAUUUAAACCUGGCUUUGAACCUACGUGAUAUUAGCAAUAAAUCAAAUUUGUACA